This is a messenger RNA of Tribolium madens (black flour beetle), 577 nucleotides long. RefSeq names its product 40S ribosomal protein S19-like. The transcript has 3 exons. Gene Ontology annotation, cellular component: cytosolic small ribosomal subunit; ribosome. Bases 84 to 551 code for a protein of 155 amino acids. Gene Ontology annotation, molecular function: structural constituent of ribosome; RNA binding. Gene Ontology annotation, biological process: translation; ribosomal small subunit assembly. The record is from RefSeq and is a predicted model, not a curated record. NCBI's taxonomy places the organism in Eukaryota, Metazoa, Arthropoda, Insecta, Coleoptera, Tenebrionidae.
CCCUUUUCAGCCAUCUUGAAACGAAAGUGGACAGGUGUGUAAUUUAAUAAUUAAAUUUAGUUAUUUUUAUGAAAUAAGAGAAAAUGCCGUCUGUGACGCUUAAGGACGUCGACCAGCACAAGUUCGUGAAGGCUUUUGCCCAAUUUCUCAAAAAAACUGGCAAACUUCGUGUUCCGGAAUGGGUCGACUUGGUUAAAACCUCCCGUGCCAAGGAGUUGGCCCCCUACGACCCUGACUGGUACUACACCCGGUGCGCCGCCGUUGUUAGACACAUCUACAUGAGGUCCCCCAUUGGUGUAGGCUCUGUGACCAAAAUUUUCGGUACCCGUAAACGCAACGGAACCAAACCGUCACACUUUUGCCGCUCUGCCGGGAGCAUAGCGCGUAAAGUCCUUCAAAGUUUGGAGGGCCUCAAACUCAUUGAGAAGACACCAACAGGGGGUCGAGAAUUGACUCAGCAAGGACGACGCGACUUGGACCGGAUUGCAGCCCAGGUGAAAGCUAAAGAGCGUAAAGCGUUAAAGUCUGCUGCUGCUGUUAUUGCGCUAUAAAUGAAUAAAUAAGGUUUUUUAAGAGA